AUGAACACAGAAAGACCAGAAGAUGAAAAUAUGCUGCCAAAGGCAACUGUGGACAGAAUGGUUGCAUCAAUGCUUCCAAAAAGCUCGAUUGUUCCAAAGGAGUCGAAAGAGAUGUUUCAGAAUGGAUGCAUUUGCUUCUUGAACAUGCUGACGCUCGAGGCAAACAAAGUAUGUGAAGAGGAGAAGAAAAAAACCAUGAGCCACGAGCACAUCUACAAGGCAUUGAAAAACCUUGGAUUUGAAAGCUAUGUUGAAGAAUGCAUCAAGGAGCAUCGGAACUAUGAAAGCUACAUCAAGCAGAAACCUUCGAAAAUUGACAAGCUCAAGGACUCUGGCUUGAGCAUGGAAGAGUUGCAUGACCAGCAAGAAAAGCUCUUCAAAAUCGCAAAGAUCGAGCUUGAAAAGUCAUUUGAGGAUGAUCCAUGUACUGACAACAACGACAGUGAAGGGGAAGACGAUAUCGAAUAG
Messenger RNA from Ordospora colligata OC4, 468 nucleotides. RefSeq names its product class 2 transcription repressor NC2 beta. The record is from RefSeq and is a predicted model, not a curated record. The coding region runs from base 1 to 468 and encodes 155 amino acids. Gene Ontology annotation, cellular component: negative cofactor 2 complex. Gene Ontology annotation, biological process: chromatin remodeling; positive regulation of transcription by RNA polymerase II; negative regulation of transcription by RNA polymerase II. Gene Ontology annotation, molecular function: general transcription initiation factor activity; core promoter sequence-specific DNA binding; TBP-class protein binding. NCBI's taxonomy places the organism in Eukaryota, Fungi, Microsporidia, Ordosporidae. The transcript has a single exon.